GAGGCUGCACACACUGUGCCCUGAAUGCAAAAGUCCCAGCGUGUCCCCGCAGCACAAAAAAGGGUUGAGGCAGCGCACGGGGCCGGCACGGUCCGACGGCAGCGAGCGGCAGCGAUCCCACGUUGUGCUCGGGGCUCGCUGGAGCACGACGCCCCGGGAUGUGGGGCUGGGGGCCGGGGUGGGAUGGAUCGGGGCUGGAAGCCGUUCCCUUGGUAACGUCGGGUCCCAGUUUCCACCAAUCGAUGUGACGGUGCGGGCUGGGGGGGCUCGUGUCCUACAUAAAGUGCCCGUCGGGCAUCGCGAUCCCCGGCAGAUGCGAAACGAUGGCGAGGCUGACGGGCACCCGGCCCCCAGCUGCCCGCCGCUGGGGCUGCGCUGCCGCUUCCUUCCUCCUCCUCCUCCUCACCGUGCAAGCUGCCCAGAAAGCUGACCUUGGCGGCGAUGCCACCGUGGCCACCAUCAACCACUCACUGACGCUGCUGCAGAGGCUGCAGGAGCUGCUGCAGAAUGGCAACAGCAGCGACUCGGUGCUGCGGGUGCGCACAGCCACCUCUGAUGAGGCCAAGGUCUUCCACACCCACCAGCUGCUGCUCAGCCUCCAGAGCGAGGUCUUUGAGGGGCUCCUGCGCAACCAGAGUGUUGUGACCCUGUAUGAGCAACCUGAAACUGCUGCUCUCUUUGAGAAGUUCAUCAGGUACCUGUACUGCGGGGGGGUGUCCCUCCUGCUGCACCAAGCCAUCCCGCUGCACCAGCUGGCCAGCAAAUACCGGGUGUGGGGGCUGCAGCGUGGCGUGGCCGACUACAUGAGGAGCCACCUGGCCAGCGAGUCGAGCCAAGGCCAUGUGGUGGGCUGGUACCACUACGCCGCACGCAUCGGGGACGCUGCGCUGCAGGAGAGCUGCCUGCAGUUCCUGGCCUGGAACCUGUCAUCCGUGCUCAGCAGCGCCGAGUGGGCUUCGGUCAGCGUGGAGCUGCUGCUGCUGCUGCUGGAGCGCUCCGACCUGGUGCUGCACAGCGAGCUGGAGCUCUACACUGCUGUGGAGGCCUGGUUGACCCGGCGGCAGCCUGAGGACGCUGUGUCUGAGCGGGUGCUGCGUGCCAUCCGUUACCCCAUGAUCGCACCCAGCCAGUUGUUUCGGCUGCAGACGCAGUCGGCGGUGCUGGUGCGGCACUACAGCGCGGUGCAGGACCUGCUCUUCCAGGCCUUCCAGUUCCACGCCGCGUCCCCUCUGCACUUCGCCAAGUACUUCGACGUCAACUGCAGCAUGUUCCUGCCCCGCAACUACCUCGCGCCCAGCUGGGGCUCACAGUGGGUCAUCAACAACCCGGCGCGGGAUGACCGCAGCACCAGCUUCCAGACACAGCUGGGGCCCAGCAGCCACGACUCCGGCAAGCGGGUGACCUGGAACGUGCUGUUCUCACCACGUUGGCUGCCUGUCAGCCUGCGCCCUGUCUACUCGGACUCGGUGUCCAGCGCCAUCCAACCGGUGCGCAUUGAGGACGGCCGCCCACGCCUUGUUGUCACGCCGGCCACCAGCAGCCCCGACUUUGCUGGUGUGAGCUUCCAGAAGACGGUGCUGGUGGGUGUGAGGCAGCAGGGCCGUGUCUUUGUCAAGCACGCCUACAGCUUCCACCAGAGCUCGGAUGAGACGGCUGACUUCCUUGCCCAUGCCGACCUGCAGAAGCGCACCUCCGAGUACCUCAUCGAUAACGCCCUGCACCUGCACAUCAUCAUCAAGCCCGUCUACCACUCCCUCAUCAAGGUGAAGAAGUAGCGGGGCUGUGGGCGUGGGGCUCUGCCUCCUUGUCCUCUGUUUGUAGGUAGAUGGGGGCCUCUCUGCUGCCUGCCUCUCCCUGCUGCCCCCACUGCCAUCCCCAGGUGCCUGCAGGGAGCACAGAGCAACCAUGUGGUGUGGGGACAGGGACAGCCCCUGCAGUGGCACCUCUGCACUGACAUGGGUGUGUUGGGAUGGGGGUCCAGCUGCCUCCUCCAGCAGAGGACACCUGUGGAACACAGCACCUUGUUCCUGCCUGGGUGUCCUUCAACUCCUUCCUAAUAAAAGCAGAAAAUGA
Molecule: messenger RNA, 2073 nt
Organism: Coturnix japonica (Japanese quail)
Lineage: Eukaryota; Metazoa; Chordata; Aves; Galliformes; Phasianidae
Gene: BTBD17
Product: BTB domain containing 17
Molecular function (GO): protein binding
Source: RefSeq, a predicted model, not a curated record